GUGACGAUCGUGCAGGAUGUCGAAGUUUGUGGUGGGCGCUGCCUUGGUGGCAGCUGUCGCCGUUGUCGCCGCUGCCAUCCCGGCUAAGGAGUACAAUAUCCGCGAGGGCGAGGCGCUGAUUGUCAACACCUCCCAGGGCACGCUUCUCGGUCGCCGCUACAACGAUGUGGAUCACUUCCUUGGCAUUCCCUUUGGUCUCCCGCCUGUGGGCGAGCGUCGCUUUCGUCGUCCCGAGCCGGCCGCUGCUUGGGAGGGUGUGCGCUCCGCCGAGGAGUUUGGCCCCAAUUGCAUGACCAAGAUCAGCUCUGAUUAUGUCAAGGGCAACAUCUCCGAGGACUGCCUGUAUCUCAACGUCUACCGCCCCGUCAACGCCACCGGCGAUGCCAAGCUUCCCGUCAUGAUCUGGCUCUUUGGUGGCUCCUGGGAAUGGGGUGGCAGCUCCUUCUUUCUCUACCAGGGUCGUGGCAUUGUCAACUACGGCAAUGUCGUCCUCGUUACCAUCAACUACCGUCUGGCCAUGUUCGGCUUUGUAGCCCACCCCAGCCUGCAAGCCGAGGACGAGCACAACAGCACCGGUAACUACGGUGUGCAAGACCAGCGCCUGGCCUUUGAGUGGGUUCAGCAGAACAUUGCGGCGUUUGGCGGUGACCCCGACAACGUCAUGCUCUUUGGCCAAAGUGCCGGUGCCGGCUCCGUUUCCUUCCACACAGUGGCACCAGCCAGCAAUGGCCUCUUUCACAAGGCCACCAUGGAGUCGGGCCCACCCUCGGACUGGGUCUCGCGCAACCUCUCCGACGUCAUUGCCCACACCAACCGCAUUGCCGACGCCGUCAACUGCAGCGGCCUCGAGGGCGAAUCAUGGACCAGCUGCAUGCGGAACGUGCCAGCCGAUGUCCUCACCCUGCAUCCAGAGAACACCCCCAACCUGUCUCUCAACUGGUUCCCCGUGGUGGACGGCGUCGAGUUGACCGACUUUGUCCCCAACCUCUGGAAGCGCAACAUGACCAACGACGUCUCGGCCAUGCUCUUCGGCGUCGUUCAAGACGAGGGCACCGAGUUUAUGGAGUUUAUCAAGCCCGAUGAUACCUGUGACGACUACGUCACUUGGCUCAAGACGCGCUGGGGUGGCAGCCUCCUUGAUGACGUCAACAAGACCUAUCCUUGCGACUUGGACACGACCCCUUUCUUCACAGCCGCUCGUGCAUACGGCGAUGCCCUCAUGGGAUGCCCCGCUCGUCGCACCGCUACUUGGGCGUCGUCUCGCGGCAUUCCCGUCUACCUGUACCACUUUACCCACCAACCGUUUUUGUUCAAAGUCGCCGAACCGCAGUACCGUGUUGGUCACUCGAGUGACGUGCCUUUUGUCUGGCAUGACUCUGAAGUCUUGCUGGGCGAGGGUGAGGUGGCUCUGGCCGACCAGGUCGUCUCCUACUGGACCAACUUUGCCGCUACUUCCAACCCCAACAAGGUGGGCUCGAACAACCCCAACGGCAUCGUGCCAGCCGUGGAAUGGGUCCCCUUUUCGCCUUCGGGCAACCACAACUUCCUGAACCUGAACCUGACUACAGCCAUGGAAACUGACUUUAUCGGCUCGGUCUACUGCGAUAUGUGGGAUCAGUACUUCUUCUCUGGCUGCUAUGUCAACGGCAGCAAGACGUCAUGCUAAAGUAGCAUGCACACAUUUUUUUUUGGUUUGAUCGAGUGGUUUGGAAAAUAAGACUGUUUGCUAAUGAUCCUUUAGUGAUUUGGUGUUUGGGACUCAACGACGGCGUGGCGUCUCAACUCCCUUUGGUACCCCUCCCUACCUUUCAUUGUUUUUCCGUUUGGUGGAAGGUGAAUUCAUGUUUCCGCCGUGUCGCAUGUUUGCACGGCCGUGCUUUUGGGUUGCAAUUGAUCCACCACUUGG
This is a messenger RNA of Monosiga brevicollis MX1, 1906 nucleotides long. RefSeq lists its product as uncharacterized. NCBI's taxonomy places the organism in Eukaryota, Choanoflagellata, Craspedida, Salpingoecidae. Bases 17 to 1666 code for a protein of 549 amino acids. Gene Ontology annotation, molecular function: carboxylic ester hydrolase activity. The transcript has 7 exons. The record is from RefSeq and is a predicted model, not a curated record.